Molecule: messenger RNA, 2633 nt
Organism: Exophiala oligosperma
Lineage: Eukaryota; Fungi; Ascomycota; Eurotiomycetes; Chaetothyriales; Herpotrichiellaceae
Exons: 2
Coding region: 662-1453 (263 amino acids)
Biological process (GO): regulation of signal transduction
Molecular function (GO): protein phosphatase inhibitor activity
Source: RefSeq, a predicted model, not a curated record
GUUCAGCUUUGCCUGCUGCCACAUGCUUGUCGUUCCUGUCAAUUGUAUCAUCAUCAUCCAUCAUCCAUCAUCAGUCAACCCAACGACAGAAUACCACCUGUUGGGCACUUUUCCCUCUGCUCAACGGUACCUCCGAACGAGUAGUAAACUGGUGUCAAACAAAACAAAAUCCCUGUCCUGUCCUUGUUGUCACUGACUCCGUAUCUUAUGAUCAACAUCCGGUCGUCUGGGUAGCACCAGACUUCUUUGUCACCGACUGACUUGACUUCUUUUGCCCCUCGGAUCCCAGUUCCAUCAUCACAUCCAUCAAUCCUCUCUCCAUCUUCCUCCUCCCCUCCGUCUACCCGUCAAGUUUUUAAAACCCACUUGUACCGCCCGGUCCUUCGCCCACGCCCGCCAUUUCCAUCACACAAACCUCUCUACGAAUACGAAGUACCACAUUCAACUUUGUUCUCCAAACUUCAGCUUCUUCACUCGGCCAACUUGCCUUGCGUCGGCUGUCCCGUCGACCCCGUCAACAUUACCUUGUGAUUGACCAUUUGCUCAUUUCCCACCACACACCUCGUUCACACCUCAUUUCUACAACCAACCAACCACCACCACCAACAACAACAACAUCCGCCAAACAACUUCUCCAUCUUUCAUCACGAUCACCGCCAGAAUGCCCGUCGAAGUCCAUCAUUCACCUCCACCCUUGCACCAUCCGAGUUCGGGUAACGUUCGACCGAAAGGCAUCCUCAAGAACCCCUCGUUCUCCUCCGCUAGUGGCCGACCCGAAUCACCUACGAAAGAGACCUCCCACAUCCCUCCCACCACGCCCCUCGACCCCCAGGAAGAGCGAGAAUUGACCUUGCAAAACACCCUCCAGAAUGCCGGACACCGCCGUUCCUCGUCCGCCGCCAGGCGCGCUUCCGCGUCUCGACGUCACUCCUCGGCCGCCGCCGCCGCCGGCGAGCACCAGGACGACCCGGACAAGAUGCGGUUGAAGUGGGACGAGGCCAAUCUGUACCUGGCGGAGCAAGAGUCGGGAGGCCGGAUGAAGAUCACGGAGCCCAAGACCCCCUACCAGUACGGCGACGCGAUGGAGGAGGACGAAGAGGAAGACGUGGCCAUCGACCCCCGCUUCGUCAACGUCGACGAGGUUGAAAUGGCCAAGAACAAGCCCGACAAGAAGCACCGUGAGAGUGAGAUCCCGGGCCUGGAGCUGGGCGAGCCGGAGGACGAUUUCGUCGCAGGAUCCGCACGGGAAGACGACCGGAUCAUACGGGCGAGCAGCCUUUCGCGGGAAAACAGCAAGGAAAAGCAUGUCAGUGUCAGCGAAGGAAGUGAAAAUAACGGCUUCGCCGAGCAGGUCGGAAUGCCCACCAGAGAGGAGGCGGAAAAGCACCGACAGUUUGAGCAACAGAGAAAGAAGCAUUACGAGAUGAAGGACAUUAAAGGUCUCCUGGGGUAAGUCUUCUUCUUGUUGGUCCGGUGUCGGGUAGAGUGUUGACUGGCAAUGCCGUGCACAGUCACCCAGAAGAAUUGGACGUGGACGACGACGAUGAGGCGACAUCUCCCACGUCCAUGCCCAAGAGACUGCCUGAAAGAUCUGUCAAUGGCACACAAUAAAUGACAUCUCAGGAUUCAGUUCAGAAGCUCGACGUUGUCGAUGGAUUUUUACAAACACAACAUAACUCUCAUGAUCUCCGAGAGGAGGGACAUGAGCAUUUUCCCUUGGCCGUCUCGACCCGAGCACGAACAAUUCCUGAUGUUCACGUCUCACGAUUCUCAUCACACGACCCUCAAGUACAAAGUUCCACGACACCAAAGUUUACUAUACAGGGUCUCAUUUCCUAUGUUUUUUUUGACGACAACCAGUACGAAUUGAAUUGAAUUGUAUCGAAAUUGAUUCUUUUUUUCUUCCCGGUUUCAUGCAUUGACGACCAUCGACCAAACCUGCUCCCCCUUUUUUUCCGUUCUUUUCUUGUCACAACAUGGCUUUUUUAUCUAGUUCACACACACCUGCCUGGAAUUGCGACAUUCCCUCCCCUCGACCAUUGUCGAAAACACGUCAACCAUUCGACCGGGAUUUUCUUUCUCCCCCUUUUUUUUUCUUUCUCCUUCUCGGCCAAGAGCACAGACUAUGAACGGCCACGGCAAAGGAAACCAAAGCAUGAAUACACGGACCGAUGAAGACGUUCUGAACAUCAAUCAAUCAAUCAUCCUUGUCUUGUCACGACCUCUUUUUUGUUGUUUUUUGACGUGUUCCCGCCAACAACACGCGACUCAAUCGCUCGAACCCCGGUUCUGAACCCGCAUCAUUUUUUUUAUCAAAAACAUUCCAUCUGGAUUGCCUUCUUUUUUUUUGGUCCUCUGGGGGCGGCGGAAGCAGAAGCAGAAGCAGAAGCGCAAGCAAAGGAUACGUGGUCGUUGAACCUGUAUCGUGGAUGAAUAAGGAGAAACCCACAGCAAUACGGGUGUGUGUGUGUGUGUGCGUGUGUGUGCGUGUGCAGUGUUUCUGAGGACCUCAAGGAAGGUGCUCGUCAACGGGCCAAAAGCUUGGAAAAGGAGGGGGGUUGGGUCGAGUCGAGCGGAUAAAGUUGACAGAGGUACCUAGGUAUCGAGUAGGGUAUAUUUCCAAACCAUGGGGC